CAGCACUGCCGGUCACUACAGCACCGAGCAGGCUGUCUGUCUGCUGGACCAGCCACGCCAUCCAUUUAUCAUGACGGGAUUCACGGAUGUCUGGGCUCGCACUGCGGGGUUUGGGUUGUGUGGAAGCGGACAGUUCGCGCGCAGAGGCGUCGGUGGAGGACCAGGGCUCUUCCGUGCAGUUUGAGCGUUUGCAGGAGCGUGUGUCUGCUCCAGGAGGCUGCGCAGACAAGAAAGGCGAAGCAGCAGGAUUUCACACAGCAGAGUGCACAUAGGGACACUCAGGAUUAGAAGCCAAAUUCUGCACUGCAGUGGAUUUUCCUCAGGUGUGUGUGAGUGUGUGUAUAGGAGUAUGCAGGCGUCUGAUCUGACAGAGGACUAAGUAGGCUUUGUUCACUUUCUCGUUAAAACCGAAAGAACCCACAGGAGCUUUGGGGAACGUCUGGAGGUCGCCCCGUCCUAGAAAACUGUGCCACACUCCAGUUUCAAGACCACCUAGCCCCCCUCUGCCUUUUUCUUUUCAAAUCACAGGCAAAGUGUGGUGGCUGGUAAGUGGUCUGCCCAUUUGGAGGCCUCAGACUGGAGAGCUUUGACAGACUGGUGGAUUGAUACGACGGAUUUUUAAAGAACUGCAUUAAGCCAAAUCUACAUUUUAAAGCAAAAGGCCAGCUGGUCAAUUCAGCUUCACUAUACUUGGAGGACUUACAUUUUUGUAUAAAGAAGGUUGGACAUUCCCUUCAAGCUUUUGUGGGACUAAGCAAAGGUGUCAAAUUUCACCUCAGGGAUCAGAUUUUUAUCAUUUUUCACUGUGUCAUUCAAGUCAGCACCAAACAGCAAAUCUCAGGCGGCUUUACAAGUUGGACAGGUUACGAUAGAGUUUCACCUCAGGGAUUUUUUAACUAACAGUUUCCUUUUAGUAUUUUUCCAAGACAUUUAUUUCAUUUUCAACACAGCAAAUCUCAGGCAACACCUUUAUUUUUGGUUUUAAAACAGUCCUAUGAGCUCCUGUAACCAUGGCAUCCGACAGUUUCCAGUACCGGGUGCUCUUUGAAUACAAGCGGGAGCGCGGUGAUGACAUCAGUCUCCAGACGGGCGACCUGCUCACUGUCCAAAAGGCAACACUGAUGGCCAUGCCAGGGCUGGACUACCAGGAUGGGGACGAGCGUAGUCCGAGAGGCUGGCUGCACGGUACCAACGAGAGGACCAAAGAGACGGGAGACUUCCCUGGGACUUUUGUGGAAUACAUCGGGUUGAGAGUUGGCCUUCCUGCAGCCAAAUCCUGGCCCAGGCCUAUACCACCGAUCCCCGGGGGGCCACACACCGAUAUGGGGGCUCAGCCUCCUGGAGCAGCUGCUGCUUCAGGUGAGUGCUGCCCACACGGACACAGUUGAGCACAUCAUGGGGAUGUUUGGGUUCUCUAUAUUGAUUCUCCUACACUGAUCAGUUGGAAUGAAUUCAACAGGACUGUUUUUCAUGAAAUCCACAUUAUUGG
This is a messenger RNA of Notothenia coriiceps (black rockcod), 1489 nucleotides long. RefSeq names its product phosphatidylinositol 3-kinase regulatory subunit alpha-like. Gene Ontology annotation, molecular function: protein binding. Bases 1011 to 1388 code for a protein of 125 amino acids. The transcript is spliced from 2 exons. Lineage: Eukaryota; Metazoa; Chordata; Actinopteri; Perciformes; Nototheniidae. The record is from RefSeq and is a predicted model, not a curated record.